Messenger RNA from Anolis carolinensis (green anole), 3293 nucleotides. RefSeq names its product sodium-coupled monocarboxylate transporter 1. Bases 256 to 2097 code for a protein of 613 amino acids. Lineage: Eukaryota; Metazoa; Chordata; Lepidosauria; Squamata; Anolidae. The transcript is spliced from 15 exons. Gene Ontology annotation, molecular function: organic acid:sodium symporter activity. Gene Ontology annotation, biological process: sodium ion transport; propanoate transmembrane transport. Gene Ontology annotation, cellular component: extracellular exosome; membrane. The record is from RefSeq and is a predicted model, not a curated record.
ACAUCAGAGGCGGCCAGGAGCCACGAGCCUCGGAGGGUAACAUUGCGCUGGCAGGGAGCACAGCUUUGGGAAGAAGCGCUUGGAGGAAAGGAAGGAGGGGGCAGAAGAAGGAGGAUUUGAAAGGGAGGAUUUAAAGAGAGAGAGGAAGUGAAGGACAGGUGUGUAAGGAAUGGGGGAAAACAUUUGAGGGGCUGAAGGAGAGCCCAGAAGAGCAGCCUCCUCGCCUUUCGGGACCUUCUUUCCGAGAUCCCAGCCAUGAGCGCCUGCCUGGCGCCCGGGGGCUUCGGCACCUUCGACUACCUGGUCUUCGCGGCCAUGCUGCUCAUCUCGGCCGGGAUCGGGGUCUACUACGCGGUGGCGGGCAGGCAGGACACGGCCGCCGACUUCCUGAUGGGCGGCCGGAGCCUGACGGCGCUCCCGGUGGCGCUCUCCCUGACGGCCAGCUUCAUGUCCGCCGUGACGGUGCUGGGCACCCCGUCCGAGGUCUACCUCUUCGGGGCCAUGUUCGGCGUCUUCGCCCUCACCUACGCCCUGGUGGUCAUCCUCAGCGCCGAGAUCUUCCUGCCCGUCUUCUACCGGCUGGGCGUCACCAGCACCUACGAGUACUUAGAACUGCGAUUUAACAGGUAUCUGCGUCUGUGUGGGACUAUGCUCUUCAUUUUCCUGACGACAUUAUACACUGGUAUUGUCAUUUAUGCCCCUGCCUUAGCUUUAAAUCAAGUUACAGGAAUGGACUUGUGGGGAGCUGUGGUUGCAACGGGAGUAGUCUGUACUUUUUAUUGCACACUGGGUGGUCUCAAAGCAGUAGUUUGGACAGAUGUUUUUCAAGUUGGAAUAAUGAUUGCUGGAUUUUCAGCUGUUAUUAUACGAGCAAUAGUUGUUCAAGGUGGCAUUGGACGUAUAUUAAAUGAUUCCUACCAUGGAGGAAGGUUAAAUUUCUGGAACUUCAGUCCUGAUCCUUUGCAAAGGCACACAUUCUGGACAAUUGUUGUUGGUGGGACUUUCACCUGGCUUGGUAUAUAUGGAGUUAGCCAGUCACAGGUUCAGCGAUACAUUGCUUGCAAAACUAGAUUUCAAGCAAAACUAUCUCUUUACAUAAACCUCUUGGGACUGUGGGCAAUUCUUUGCUGUGCAGUGUUGUGUGGACUAGCCAUGUAUUCCAUUUAUAAGGAAUGUGACCCUUGGACUGCAACAUGUGUAUCAGCACCAGACCAGCUCAUGCCAUAUUUGGUUCUGGAUAUCCUGAAAAAGUAUCCAGGCAUGCCGGGGCUUUUUGUAGCUAGUGCUUACAGUGGAACACUAAGUACAGUGUCUUCUAGCAUCAACGCUUUAGCUGCUGUGACUGUAGAAGAUUUAAUAAAACCUUACUUCAAAUCACUCACUGAAAAGCAAUUGUCUUGGAUUUCAAAGGGGAUGAGUUUAUUUUACGGGGGAGUGUGCAUUGCUAUGGCUGCAUUGGCAUCACUUCUAGGAGGUUUGUUGCAGGCAGCUCUCAGUAUUUUUGGUAUGGUUGGUGGGCCUCUCCUGGGAUUAUUUUCUUUGGGUAUCCUUUGUCCUUUUGCCAAUCCAUGGGGUGCAUUUGUCGGUCUCAUUUGUGGAUUCACUUCUUCCCUUUGGGUUGGAAUUGGAGCUCAGAUAUACCCUCCACUUCCCAAUACCACUAUGCCAUUACAUCUCUCAACUGAGGGCUGCAAUAUAACCAAUGCAGGCACAGAAAGCUUCUGGAAUGCAUCUACGGAAAUGCCAGGUUCUUUGCAAAUUCAAGAAUCUGAAAGGCCAGUCCUUGCAGAUUACUGGUAUUCCUUGUCCUAUCUAUACUUCAGCACACUUGGAACACUGGUCACAAUCAUCAUUGGAAUAGUAGCCAGCCUUUUGACAGGAGGACUGCGACAGAAAGUGGAUCGGAAAUUCAUGCUUACCAAAGAAGAUUUUCUGUCUAAUUUUUCAUGUUUGAAACCUAAGCAAGAAGAGAAAAUAAAUGUUUUAAGUUGGAAGCCAUUUACUGGGACAGAUGAAGGAACUGACAAUCCAGCCUUCAAUCAUAUUGAAAUGAAUGUAACAGACAGUAAUGAGAAAAUCAAUGGUGUUCAUACAUGAAAAUAAUCUUGAACUCUGUGCUUAUGUUGGCAGCUAUUUAGGGUUUAUGCCGCUGAAGUCAGGGUACAUUUUAUGGAAAAUUCUAUGAAUUGUCCACUUUACUCAGGACUCUGAAGAAAUAUUUACUAAGUUAUCAUAAUUGCAAAGUAGAUUGCAGAAAUAAAUAAUAUAUUGGAUAAUAUAUAACUGAAGAAAAAUGCAAGUAAUUAUAAUUGUAACUUUAUUAAUUUAAAAACAAACAAGUAUGGGAAGCAAGUUCCCGACAUUAAAACAUAUAUACCCAAUAAGUACAUCCCAGCAAUUCACUGACUAAACGUGUUUUGAACCACACAGUAUAUUUGUUUUUUAAAAAUACUAUUGAUUCCUCACUAACUUACAUGAUUUUCCAGCAAGAUAUUGUUUUGCAUAGAUACAAGAGACAUCAGAGUGAAGCUUCUUUUAAGCAAUAGCUUAAAAUGGGCUGCCGUGAGUUUUUCAGGCUGUAUGGCCAUGUUCCAUCAGCAUUAUCUCCUGAUGUUUUGCCUGCAUCUGUAGCUGGCAUCUUCAGAGGUUCUGAAAAUGCCAGUGGAUCUUUUUUUGGCAUUAUUCACAAGACAGGUCAACAUGUAUUGGAAAUAGCUUUAGGACCAUAAAUGUAGAUCAGGGUUUGUUAAUUUGUGGUCCAUGUGACCCCAAGGAAUUAAUGAAGGGAUUCAGGCGAAGACCUUGGUGCUCAAUUACUUAAAUAUGUAUUUAGAGAUUCUCCACACCUUGGCUGAGGCUGCAAUCAAGAAAUGAGAACUUGGAAUGGCAAACAUGAAGGAAUUAGACGAGGUUUUCAAGUGUCAAGAUAUAUUAUUGACUACUAAAGUUAGGAUUGUCCAUGCCCUUGUAUUUCCAAUUUCUAUAUAUUUCUAGUGUCUAGUCCUUUCCUGAACUAAGUUUGGACAUCCAACAUUUCUUGUUCUCUAUCUGAAAAAGUCUUUAAUGUAGAAUUUUGAUCAUAACUUUGCAAGCAUAGGAACGUGAUGCAAAGAUCCUGUGACUGCUGCCAUCCCUGGUUUCCCCUUCCCUGGGAAUUGGAAUGUAUAUUGAGCAUUUUUAAUCUUUGGGUCAUUGUUAUGUUUCCUAUAUUUAGUGAUUUAUUUCUCCCAAGUACCCUGAGUCCAACUUGGAAAAUUGUAGGUUAAUCUUAAUAUGACUUUUCCUUGAACAAA